Adineta steineri is the source of this 324-nucleotide messenger RNA. Lineage: Eukaryota; Metazoa; Rotifera; Eurotatoria; Adinetida; Adinetidae. The record is from the annotation of a GenBank genome assembly.
AUGUUGUUCCGAACUGCACUUAUUAUAUUAGUAUUAUGUUGUGUCUUUGUGUUUAAUGAAUUAAAUAAAAAUAAUGGCGAUACUUCAAUAAAAACAAUAGGAUCGAAACAACAUAAUAUUGAUAAAAAUAAAAAGAAAUUAAUAAAAGGAAAGCCAUCAUUUUGCAAAUUAUCUCGAGAUAUGGGUCCAUGUCGAGCAGCAAAGCAUCGGUUUUAUUAUGAUUCGACAAUAAAUGAAUGUAAAUGCUUUACUUAUGGUGGAUGUCGAGGAAAUCAAAAUAAUUUUCGAUCAUUACAUAAAUGUCAAAAAACAUGUAAAGUGUGA